CUCCCUUAGAAGUGAAGCAACUAAUUGCACUUUGUUCAGCCAGCCCUUUAAGCACCUUGGUUAAAAGUGAUACAUUAAUAUUUAGUGCACUAUUCACUAUUGAAAAGUCCAUUUCUCUUACCAAUUUCAGACAAAGAUACCAGAGUGUCAACCUACUAUUAGUCUCAAAUAGUUUACUAUUUUAUUCUUGCUCCAAUAUGGCAUCCACAGUAGUGGGGCUCAUUCAGGGGAUUGUAGGAGAGGAGAUUUAUAACAAAAGGGGUAGCCUUAAUAAGGAAAUAUACCACAUAAACAAUAUGUGUUGCAGUGUUUUAUCUAGACACUCCUUGGUCAGCACACUCCCUAAUCAAACAGGCAGCUUUUCCUCAUGUAGGAUUGUAACUGAAGUUAUAACUGACUUCCCCCAAGACUGGCUGCCACAGGAUUUCCUGUCCAAAAAUUCACUGGGUGGUCAUUUGCAGAUGAGGGCUCACCCAUCACCAAGCAAGCCCUCUAAGGAUGAAGAAUAUUUGACUCAAGUGCUUUAUUUUCAAAUUCUCUCUAGGCAUUUCCCCACCCCCACCCUUACCCCACCUUUACUCUAGGGGAGGAGGAGAGGAAAGGGGAGGAAAAAAAAAAAAAAAACACCACCUCUUAUGGUAAUAAUAUAUAUUUGUCCAAGGUGUCUUUUUUCCCCCUCUGAGGUUAUUUGCAGGUUUUUAACUGCUUAGCCUUUUUAGCCUCAUAAUUACUGAAAGAAAUAGCCUCCUUGCAAAUGGAUCUGUUUCUUUAACCCCCUUCCCUCCCUCCUUCGCUCCUUUCCUCCUUCCCUCACUCUUUCCCUUCCCUCCUCCUUCUCUUUUUUCUCCUCCUCCUCCUCUUCGGACUCUUGUGAGCCAAGCCACUGAGCUCAGCAGGCUUUGCUGUGUCAGGAGAACCCACCUAGAGGGCCCCCUUGACGCCAGCACAUCCCCAGUCGGGCAGCAUUCACUGCAGCCUGAAGCUGAUGAUUCUACUGCAGAGUGUGAAGAAUCCAGUGUUACCGAGUCUGCAAGUGUCCGGAGCCGCUACUGAACCGGAGAGCGCCAGGGCAGAGUCAGCAAAGGCUCCGGGGAUUUCGAGGGGCUCGGCUGGAAAUUCUGCAAGCCUUUGGGAGCCUGUUGCCUUUGUGUUUUAAAAGCAUGCCAGAUGUCUUUACAGCUCGAGCUCAAGAACCUUUCUGAAGGAUGCCAGCGCCCCAGGAGUAAAUGACAACUAACGAGGAGCUGAAUUGGGGGGAAAGAGAAGGAAAAAAAAAAGGCUGGGACGAAAUUAUCAGAUAACAUCUGACUUAACAGCUGCGAGAUUUGUUUUCUUUCAAAGCAAAAUACGAAAAGCCCUCGCGUGGUCCUGGGGAACAGCAAAUUAAAGGAGGUUCUGUCUGCAGUGAGAGGAUCAAUAGCUUAGUCAUUUUACUUAAAGAGAGCAGACAGCCUUAUUAUGGAGUUAGGCAGCAGAAAUGAAUCUGCUCAUGAAAGCCCCUUCAAAAAGCCUGAUAGGAGCUAAUGGUAAUCCUGGCAUGCGAAGCCCAAAUUGCUCACUGCCUUCCUACUACUUUUGCAGAUGAGGAAAAAAAGAGAGAGGAAAAAAAAAAAGCCCACAAUGACCAGUAAUUUUGAAGAGAAGUUUGCUUUGGUUGUAUAUGGUUUUUUUUAACACCCCUAUCCCCCAUUCUUUGUCUAAUACGUCUGCGAACGGAGCACUGCAUCCAAGUGAUCACACAGGAAUAUGUGUCUGAGAAAGAAGAAAAAGCAAUCUCCCUCCUUAAAGGACAGCAUGGCAAAGCGAUCUGAAGUUUUGUACCUCCCCCCAAAUACCCCUUUAACCAAGAAAACAAGCCACUGCCUCUUGACUAACCUUUUCCCACAUUCCAGAGUCCUUCCUAGGAAAAUGCUUUAAUUUCUACUCGAAUCAGUUGGAUUUUUAACUAGGACGCUAUUUUGUCAUUUAGGAUUUCAUGGAUUGUGCUGAUGAUUCUCGGGGGGUUCAUGAGCUGUUGUAGCACAAAUGGACGGACACAUACCUGCAGUGACCUGUGAUGAAUCUUGCUUCAAAUCCUGGAAGGUUUCUUGUAGUUGUGGUUAGCUUUCAGGGUGGGGGGGGAAAGGGGCAUUUGAAAAGACCGUACUUGUUGCAAUAAUCACCUAUGGUGGCAGCUCCAGCUGGAGAGGUAGAAUUCAUCAAUGAAAAACAGAGCAGAGAAAGUCUAAGACAGGGAAAAUACUAAUGUUAGAAGACCUGCGAACAUGAUGCACGUGAAUAAUUUCCCCUUUAGGAGGCAUUCCUGGAUAUGUUUCGAUGUGGACAAUGGCACAUCUUCGGGACGGAGUCCCUUGGAUCCCAUGACAAGCCCAGGAUCAGGGCUAAUUCUCCAGGCUAAUUUUGUCCACAGUCAACGCCGGGAAUCCUUCCUGUAUCGGUCUGACAGUGACUAUGACCUCUCUCCAAAGUCCAUGUCGAGGAACUCCUCGAUUGCCAGUGAUAUACAUGGAGAUGACUUGAUUGUGACUCCAUUUGCUCAGGUCCUGGCCAGCCUGCGUACUGUACGGAAUAACUUUGCUGCAUUAACCAAUUUACAAGACCGAGCACCUAGCAAAAGAUCACCCAUGUGCAACCAACCAUCCAUCAACAAGGCAACUAUAACAGUGGGUAAAAUGGCAUCACAAGACGAAACUGGAAGGGAUCUUGCCACCCCUCCUGACAAAAGACAUGCAACUCAUUCCUUUAAGGGAGAGGAGGCUUACCAGAAACUGGCCAGCGAGACCCUGGAGGAACUGGACUGGUGCCUGGACCAGCUAGAGACCCUGCAGACCAGGCAUUCCGUCAGUGAAAUGGCCUCAAAUAAGUUUAAAAGAAUGCUCAACCGGGAACUCACCCAUCUGUCAGAAAUGAGCCGAUCUGGAAACCAAGUCUCCGAAUAUAUCUCAAACACAUUUUUAGACAAGCAACAUGAAGUAGAGAUUCCUUCUCCCACCCAGAAAGAGAAAGAGAAAAAGAAAAGGCCGAUGUCCCAGAUCAGUGGAGUCAAGAAAUUGAUGCACAGUUCCAGUUUAACAAAUUCCAGUAUUCCACGAUUUGGAGUGAAAACUGAUCAAGAAGAUGGACUUGCCAAGGAAUUAGAAGAUGUGAACAAAUGGGGUCUUCAUGUUUUCAAAAUAGCAGAAUUUUCUGGGAAUCGACCUCUGACAGUUAUCAUGCACACCAUUUUUCAGGAACGAGAUUUGUUAAAAACAUUUAAAAUUCCAGUAGACACUUUAAUUACCUACCUGAUGACUCUAGAAGACCAUUACCAUGCUGAUGUGGCCUAUCAUAAUAAUAUACAUGCUGCAGAUGUAGUUCAAUCCACUCAUGUGCUGCUAUCGACGCCUGCUUUGGAGGCAGUGUUCACAGAUUUGGAGAUUCUUGCAGCAAUUUUUGCCAGUGCAAUACAUGAUGUGGAUCACCCUGGGGUUUCAAACCAGUUCCUGAUUAAUACAAAUUCUGAACUUGCCUUGAUGUACAAUGACUCAUCAGUCUUGGAGAACCAUCAUUUAGCUGUGGGCUUCAAGUUGCUGCAGGAGGAAAAUUGUGACAUUUUCCAGAAUUUGACCAAAAAGCAAAGACAAUCAUUAAGGAAGAUGGUCAUUGACAUUGUACUUGCAACAGACAUGUCUAAACACAUGAAUCUACUGGCUGACUUGAAAACUAUGGUCGAAACUAAGAAAGUUACAAGCUCUGGGGUUCUUCUUCUUGAUAAUUAUUCAGAUAGGAUUCAGGUCCUACAGAAUAUGGUGCACUGUGCAGAUCUAAGCAAUCCAACGAAGCCUCUUCAGCUCUACCGACAAUGGACAGACAGGAUAAUGGAGGAGUUUUUCCGCCAGGGAGACCGGGAACGGGAACGGGGAAUGGAAAUAAGUCCCAUGUGUGACAAGCACAAUGCCUCAGUAGAAAAGUCACAGGUGGGAUUCAUAGACUACAUUGUUCAUCCUCUUUGGGAGACGUGGGCAGACCUCGUACAUCCCGAUGCCCAGGACAUCUUGGACACGUUGGAGGACAAUCGUGAAUGGUACCAGAGCACAAUUCCUCAGAGUCCUUCUCCUGCCCCUGAUGACCAGGAGGAAGGCAGGCAAGGACAGACUGAGAAAUUUCAGUUUGAACUGACUUUGGAGGAGGAUGGCGAGUCAGAUACUGAAAAGGACAGUGGCAGUCCGGUGGAGGAAGACACCAGCUGCAGUGACUCCAAAACUCUUUGUACCCAAGACUCAGAGUCCACUGAAAUCCCUCUUGAUGAGCAGGUGGAGGAGGAGGCAGUGGGGGAAGAGGAGGAGGAGGCAGGUCCGGCAGAAUCUUGUGCAAUAGAACAUGAGCACUCCCCUGAUACGUAACAAACAGUGUGAAGACUUUCACUUUCUCUUUUUUUUUAAACGGAAAAAAAAAGUAGAAAAUGGUUUCCAAAGUGCAUGUCACAUGCCACAACCAUAGUCACACCUGUCAUCUGCCAGGACACGUCUGUCGAACAAAACUGACCCUGAUUACUCAGCUUGGCACUCAGGAAUAUCGUAACCAGGAUUUUCACCUCCACGGCUUCAGAACAGGGGGAUGUACUCAUGAAAGCAUUUUCACAAGAUCUCAGCUUGGUAGGGCUGACUCAGCAGCCAGGCUGCGCCACCAUGUUUUCAUGGGAGUAUAUAGCUUGUCAGCCAAAGGCUGAUUUGGUUUGGGGUUCGUUUUGUUUUUGUUUAUUUUCUUUUGUUUUAUUAUUAUUAUUAUUAUUAUUUGGAAAUAAGAUGGUAUUACAUGACAUGAAGUUUUGUGAAGUUUUUAGAAUACAACCAGAGCAAACUGAGGUUCUAAUGGAGGAAACAAGGUGUGAUAAGACACAGCACGAGUCUGUUACCAGGAGGAAGAUGAGCCGCAGAAAUUGCAAAAUUUUCUAAUUUCAAGUCUUCCUGUUAUAUAUGACUGAACAGUGUGGCUCAAAGGGCUACACUGACCUCUACAUUUUGUAUGAUAUGUAAAACAAGAUCUUUUGUAGAGCUUACUUUUAUUAAUAUUAAAUGUAUUGAGGUAUCACCUAUUUAAAAAUAAUAUGUUCAGAACUUCAUCUGCCACUGGCUAUUUUUUCCCCUAAAGAGUAACUUGCAAGUUUUCAGUACAGAUCUGUGCUACACUGGAUAAAUAAUUCUAAUUUAAGUUUUUUUUUUUUGUUUGUUUGUUUUGCACCUUAGAGUUCAUAGCAAUUAACUGAUCUGUAGCAAUUCAUUGUUUUAUAUACCAAUGACUUCCAUAAAAACAAAAAUCUUGAGUUGUAGUAGACCUUUUGAUAGAAUCCAGUUUACUCUGGUUUUCCUUUAAUAUUUUUCCCCCAAAUGAUCAGAAUUCUAUCUUUUUUGAGCAUUAUCCUUCAUAGCAUAGAGCAAACAAACCUUGGUUCUAUAGCCCAUCAGUGAGUGGGCUAAUUUUUCCAAAAGUAGAAUUCACAGAAGCAUUAGUUGGUUGGUUGUGGAGCAAAGUUGGUAGACAUAAACCUCCUCAGCUGUGUAUUAAACAAGACAUAGAACCUUUCCAAAAAUGCACAAGAACUAUGAUUUAAAAUGGAUGAUGCUUCAUGCUUAUAUUCUGUUACAACCAGCUACCUGUCCUGAGAAGGAGGCUUUGCUAUAGUCUCAGACUCCUUCAAAACCUCUUAGAACCUUUGUCCAAGUAGAAAAGGUCUGUUUGAGCAGGACAUUGUAAUCAUCAAGCUUUAGAAAGAAGUUUUGUUAUAUAGAAUGGCCCAGUUUUGUAUACUGUUUGGAACUCAAAGGGAAAUUUCCAGAGAAAGAGACUAGUUAUUUAGCCUAGGGAAUGAGGCAAUCAUUUGGAAUUUUAGAAGUGUUCAUACAUUGGCUAGUUGGGUUUCUGUGACUUUUGCUGGAAGAUUUAAAGCCACAUCAAUUUGAAUUGAGAGCUAAGAAAAACUUGUAAAAGAUAUUUACUACCUGCCAGGCGAUUUCUUAAGUCCAUGCUAAAUCUAGAAAAGGGCUUCUAUCUGGCAACAAAUGCUAAAGGGAGAGGAAAUGUACCAAUUCUUCAUUAUGCCAAUCCUAAAGGAAGAGAAUUGGGGAUAAUUGGGGUUGAAGGUGGGCUAUUUAUCAGCAAUAACCUUGGAUAGGUAGAGAAAGACCCCUUGGGUCUCAUAGAGGACAUUAAAGUCCUACCUUAGAAAACUGGAAAAGGAUAGGUAUCUCUGCUUGGUUCAGCCCUUGGAAAUUUCAUUGAGAUUUGAGAUACUGAUAGGUUGAGGUACAAAGUGAUAAUUGAAUAACCCUGGAAUGAUUUGACUUUUUUUUAAACUGCAAACUUCCUUUCAAGUUCUGUUUUUAAACAGUAUCUAAAAAUAGAAGGGAAAGGGGAGAACAAAGGUUCUCAGUGAUAGGAUUAAAAAAUAAAAUAAAAUAAAAUCCAAUAGAACAAGGACCACUAUGAGAAGUGAAUAGAUCAUAACCUUGGAGAAUAAUUCCAACCGCUUGUAUUCGCUGAGACUGGGGCAGUGUCUCUCUGGCUUCCAUCCAGAGAGCCAUCCUGAUGUUUACAUAGCACCUUCUGGUAGAGAGAGUUCCCUGCAGUUGGUCUAAUAGCCAAUUAAGUGAUUAUCAACCCCUUUCUCUAUGUAUCCCUUACCCCACACAAUAAGCAAAACAAAGAUCUCCAAUCUUGCUCUCUUUGAGCAGUGAUUCUACCUAUAGCAUUUUGUUCUUGCUUUCUGUUUGGGCUUCAGAGAUUGAAAAAGGUCUUUCCUAUUUACUGAAGGAAGGACAGACAGAGCUUCCUCAUGAUUCUGUCUGUGGUUUCUUCUCUUUCCAGCAUGUCCCUUUCAUCCCCAUAAUCCAUAGGGCUUUUUCCCCACAGAGUGCCUGUAAUUUUAAAGAAGCAAUAUAAGUACCUAACAGGUACAGACCUGAAACAAUUGUAUAGCUGCACUAAAGGAAAAAAAGUACUUUUAAAAAUGCCCCCAUGCUGUGAAAGAUAACCACAGAUGGACAAUCAUUCCUUUGAAAGGGCCUAACAGCGUAGAGCUAGGAUCUAAUGCAUCGUACAAUCCUCUUUACAUCCCCCCUUCUUGCCAAAGUGUGCUCCAGUAGCACAUGGCUACUUUAGAAGGAAAAAAAAAUAAUUCCUUCUAUGAGUGGCUUUUUUUUUUAAUGCAUAAGAAAGGGGAACAUUUGGGUACUGUAUGGGGAAGAAAAGAAUCCAAGUUUGCCUAAAACAAGUACAUUUUAGCUUGCAAGUUACUUAACACAGUAAUACUGUUUUUAUUUUCAUUGUUUUCCUGGUGUUAUUGUUAAAAUUCAUGAUGAGAUAGUAUAGUUAGAACAAAUGGCAAAGAGAAAAAAAAAACUUGAAUGAAAUGGAUUUUACAGAAAGCUUUAUGGUAAUUUUUGAAUGCAUUAUUUAUUUUUUGUGCCAUAUUUUUUUUCUCACCAAAUGACCUUACCUGUAAUACAGUCUUGUUUGUCUGUUUACAACCAUGUAUUUAUUGUAAUGUACAUACUGUAAUGUUGAUUGUAAAUUAUCAGUUCUUAUUAAAACAUCCCCCAUGACUGGGUGGUGUUGGUAUAUUUGGAAAUCUUGGUGAGAGAAUGAAUGGUGUGUAUACAUAUUUCCUGUACAUGUUUUUUCCUCCUGUAACAUAGUCUGUGUCACCUUAGAGCUUGUUUAUGGAAGAUUCAAGGAAAACUAUAAAAUACAUAAAAGAAGUUAUAUAAAUAAAUUAAAAAAAAAACACAAAAAAAAAACAGCUGCAGGUCUUUGGUCCCAGGGCUGUGCCUUAACUUUAAACAAUAUUAUCUUCUGUUUUGCUGCAUUUGAAAGUAAGGUAACAGUGGGGCUAGGGCUGGGCAUUCCAACCAGGUUACUUUUAACUGAUUAGAUCAUGAGCAAUAGUCAGUUUUUACAAAAACACAACCAACCUUGAAAAGUUCAACCCCAUUUUGAACUAUUAGCUUCUAUUUGCAAUAAACAGCAUUGUAGACACAAUUCUACUACAAUUCAUCAGGAACAAUUUCAAUCAGUCCUUUUAAAUCAUUCCCUUAUUUUAAAACACUACAAGAUAAACACACUAGAUAGCUAACAAUAACAAACUUUCUUGAUUUCAAGAGCACAUAGGAAAAUGAAUAUGAAGUGAAAUGAGAAUCACAAAUGAUAUCUAUAUAUAGCUAUUUAUUUUUUUUAUCUUCCAAGAGCUGUUAUUCUUUAACCAUUGUUUCCUCAUAUAGUAAAGAUUAUUAUUAUCGUUAUUUAGAGCCCAGGAAUUUUCUCUAGUAAAUAGCAGCUAAACCUGCCUUUUAUGUAUGUGAAUCUGUCUGCUCACAGAGGUUACAUAGAAUAGAAAUGCACAAAGUCAAAAGGACUCAUCUUUAAAACAUGUUUCAAUAUAGCUGGUAUUUAGAAAUUUUGGAAUUUAAACAUUUCUGGUGGCCAACUCCUGAGUGCUGCAUGAAUUUCCCAGUGUUAGAUGUGGGUAGAUCUUCUUCCUACCACUGAUGCCCAGCCCUUGAAACAUGUGACUGUUCAGUGAAAGGAGAGAUUCUUUUUCAAGAAAAAAACAGAGCCUCCUUUUUUUGACACAAACUGUAGAUUUUAGCAGCCCUGGCCCAAAGGAAUUUGACUACUUUUGUUUUAAACAGUAUAAAAAGGGACACUAUAAUUACAAAGAAACAAAACCAACAAAAUCCUGGACAGUUUUCAUUGUUUUUUAAUUUGGUUUUUCCUUUGGGUAUUGUCUUCAGAGUGGCAACUUGUAUGUGAACAUUACAAAUGAUUCUCCUGUUUCUUAGCCUCUCUUACAGCCCAUGGGAUAGUACUGUACAUCAAAUACCUUCAUAUGAAAUUUUUAUAUGCAAUGAAAAUAAAAGCAUGGGUUGAUUCUGCCUAGCUAUUUAUGACUCUUGUCUUUUGCAAAUAAAAGAUGAUUCUGUUUAAAGCCA
Antechinus flavipes (yellow-footed antechinus) is the source of this 8966-nucleotide messenger RNA. RefSeq names its product cAMP-specific 3',5'-cyclic phosphodiesterase 4D. Bases 2265 to 4382 code for a protein of 705 amino acids. NCBI's taxonomy places the organism in Eukaryota, Metazoa, Chordata, Mammalia, Dasyuromorphia, Dasyuridae. Gene Ontology annotation, molecular function: 3',5'-cyclic-AMP phosphodiesterase activity; transmembrane transporter binding; ATPase binding. Gene Ontology annotation, biological process: regulation of cardiac muscle cell contraction; signal transduction; cAMP catabolic process. The record is from RefSeq and is a predicted model, not a curated record. The transcript has 16 exons. Gene Ontology annotation, cellular component: nucleus; cytosol; perinuclear region of cytoplasm.